Messenger RNA from Parascedosporium putredinis, 1596 nucleotides. The record is from the annotation of a GenBank genome assembly. NCBI's taxonomy places the organism in Eukaryota, Fungi, Ascomycota, Sordariomycetes, Microascales, Microascaceae.
AUGUCAGAGACUCAAAAUCUGACGAACCGCCUCGGCGGCAUGAAUCCGUUCUCCAAGCACAGGAAGCAUCGCGAUGAGGACGAUGUAGGAGAUGACAUGAGCUUCGAUGCCGUGGCGGGUGGUGGCCACUCGGCGCAGAUUAUUGACGCCAAGAAACAUUCCUUGCGCGUGAGCAAUGCCCUCAAGUCCUUCCUUGAGCACACUCCGGCGCUGGCAUCGCUCCUGACCAAGUCCCACAUCCGCGUGCCUGCGUCGGUUGUGGACCGCUCCUUUCCGCUGCAGGAUUACUUCAUCAGCUCCAGCCACAACACGUACCUGAUGGCGCACCAGCUGUACGGGUCCUCGAAUGUGGACGCCUACAAGGUGGCGCUGCGGGCGGGCUCACGGUGCGUCGAGAUCGACGCCUGGGACCACGACGAUAACAAAGACGAGCCCAAAGUCACGCAUGGCUUUACACUUGUAUCCAACAUCGCCUUCCGCACCGUGUGCGAGGCCAUCCGAGACGCCGUCGAUGAGGAGACGGCGGAGGCAGCCCGGACAGGAGGCCCCCUCCUACCCCCAUCGGCGCCCGUCGAGAAGGACCACGAAGGAACCCUAUACGAUGCGGCGAAGCAUAUUCGUCUAAGAGACUUGGGAUGCAAAGUGGUGGUGAUAGUGGAGCACCACCUGCAAGACGAGCGCCCGGACAGUGACUCUUCGAGUUCUAGUGACAGCAGCAGCGACAGCUCCGAAGACGAAGAGGAGAAACGGGCGCGCGAGGAGUACAAGAAAAAGAAGAAGAAGACGAAGAACGAUAAAGACUCCAAGGAAGACGGAGCCAUCAUUCCGGAACUGGCGGCGCUGGGCGUGUACGCGCAGUCGGUCAAGCCGGGCAACAACUCGUGGUUCGAUCCGGGCGAGCUGAUCAACGCGCCGCACCACCACCUCAUCAACGUCUCCGAGUCGGGUCUGCGCCAACACCUCCCCGGCCACAGGCACAGGAUUGGGACGCACAAUUCCAAGCACCUGAUGCGCGUGUACCCCAAGGGCACACGCAUCUCGUCCAACAACCUCAAGCCCGUGCCGUUCUGGGGCAUCGGGGCGCAGAUCUGCGCCAUGAACUGGCAAAAGUUCGACGCCAGCAUGCAAAUCAACGAGGCCCUGUUCAGCGGCACCGAGGGCUACGUGCUGAAGCCGGCCGCGCUCCGGGAAGGGGCCGUGGGCGGUGCGGCGGGAGCAGGCACGAGGAAGAAGAAGCUCAGGUUGCAUGCGGCUGGCGCGACCGAUGUACCGAGCCGCAACAAGGACGACGCGAACGAUGUGCGGCCCUACCUCUCUUGCGUGAUGGUGCACCCGGAUGACCUGAAAAACGAGCCGCCCAAGCGCAAGACAUCGGCGUACAAGCAGCGCAAACUGGAUCUUCUCAGGCGAGGCGAGAACCCGCCCGCGUCCCAGCCCAUCUGGGAUGAGGUGCUCGAGUGGGAGUACGACGACAACGAACUGGUGUUCCUUAGGAUGUUAGUCAAGAGCGACGACAGCUUUGCCAGGAACCCUAUCCUCGGGGUGGCUUCAGUCAGACUCUUCAUCCUUGUCAAAUUCGAUAUUGAAGAUGCUUGA